AUGGCCCCGUUGAUUCUUCACAGCGUACCCGAGGAGGAGCUCUACGUAGGCGACGACGGUAUCAAAAGGCCCUACGCGAUGGUUUUCCCACAGCAAGAUGGUUCGCUUCGCUCGAGGAAGAUCACGCACGAGACUGGGGCGUUUGGCAAGUCGACGCGCCGAACAAGAACCAAGACGGCCACACCCGCGAAACGAGAAGACCCCACGUCCGUAGCUGCAGAUAAGAUCUUUGGCGCCUGGGUCGCGAAUCGGACGCAGAAUGCGGCUCCAACGAGCGCGCCCACGACGGGGCAACGGAGACCAACACUCAUUCCUUCGACGUCGUCUCAAAACCUUUCACAAGCCCAAGACGAAGGCGCGGCGCCUGCGGAGUCCCGGUAUCGCAAACGGGAGCCGACCGAGCUCAUCUUGCGGGGAUACCGCUCGACCGAACAGCAAUACGCCGUCCUGAACCGCUACGAAGAGCUCGCCGGCCGGAUAUGCGAAGACUAUUCGCGCGAACCCCCUGUUGAGAGCCGUCGCUACAAGUCGGAGCUCCGCGAUCCCGCAUUUACGCGCCGGCGCCCACUGACUCCCGAGGAGCGCGCCAAGGUCAACAAGGCGGCUAACGGGGAGCACUGGGUGAAAGUGACGUUCGAGUCGGCCGAGGCAGCCGAGGCCGCCAUCUUUUCCUCGCCACAAAAGAUCCUCGGCCAUCUGGUAUACGCCGAACCAUACCACGGGAUCCCACCUGUUCAAGAUGAGGCUGUCCCAGACCCGUCCACCUUUGGCAGCGGGAUACAUCGGACGUCAUCACAACAUAAACGAAACUCCCGAGUCCAGUUCGGCUUCGGCCGUCAAGCACAACAAUCGGAGGCGGUCGACCUGUCGCCGCCACGGUCACAAAUCUCUUCUUCUCUUACGGCCGACACGAUGACGGUGGACUCAACAGCGGACAGUGGCGCCUCCUCGAAUACCGUCGUCGGAAGGGCAGCCGGCGUGGGGGGGCAAGACCCGGACUUUGCUCUUCCAAGGGCGCAAGACAACCCCGACAACGAUUUCUGCAGGACUAUCCCAACCGCGCGCAGGGCCAAGCUCCUACCGAUGGAACAGGCUCUUCUACCAGCGCCUUCGUUAACGCAGCGCCUCGCCAACCAUGUUCCCUUCCUCAUGUGGUUCAGCGGCGCCAUGAUCGGGAGCGAAGUGCCGCGCACGGAGCUCGGGGAGUUUGACUGGAACAGGGCCAGCCUGUACUGGAAGUUGAUGUGGUGGUUGGAUGUUCUGCUGGGGCUAUUUGGAGGCGAGAUUCGGGAUGCGGAUAAGGACGACUGA
Messenger RNA from Dichotomopilus funicola, 1311 nucleotides. RefSeq lists its product as uncharacterized. The transcript is spliced from 2 exons. The record is from RefSeq and is a predicted model, not a curated record. Bases 1 to 1311 code for a protein of 436 amino acids. Lineage: Eukaryota; Fungi; Ascomycota; Sordariomycetes; Sordariales; Chaetomiaceae.